This is a messenger RNA of Darwinula stevensoni, 381 nucleotides long. The record is from the annotation of a GenBank genome assembly. NCBI's taxonomy places the organism in Eukaryota, Metazoa, Arthropoda, Ostracoda, Podocopida, Darwinulidae.
GUCAUCCUGGACGCCUACACCGACCUGUUGAAGGGGACGGCGAAGCUGGUCAGGGACCAUCACGGCUCGGCCGUCACGGACGCUGUCAUCGAACAGGAGGCGGAUGAGGUCAUCGCCUUCGAGGUCGCCCUCGCCGAGAUCGUCGUGCCGGACGUGGACAGGCUGAACACCACGGCCCUCUACGACAAGCUGAGCGUGGCGGACCUCCAGGCGGUGGCGGACGGGGGCGCCCCGGGGGUGAUCUCUUGGACGGAUUUCCUGAACUCCGUGUUCUCAAGCGUGGGGGUGACCUGGGACGGCAGCGACGAGGUCAUCUGUUUCGCCACGAACUUCAUGGACGACCUCACCGCCCUCCUCAACCGGACUCCAACGAGGACAAUC